AAAAAAUGCAUGUGGGAAUAUUUUAUACUACCGCCAUCUCGCCUACUAACUCCGACAGGCUUCUUCCGGCGCUCACCUCACUACAUCAUAGAUCAUGUCGACGCCAGGAGCAUUUGCAGACUCGCCAACGGCACAAUCCCAGUCUUCUCCUUACGCAUACUACCCACCGGGAACUUUCCCUGAUGUAUCUCAGCCGCAGUCCUCCCAAACCGCUACUACUACGACUGCAGGCUCAAGCUCCUCUACAGCCCCAACAAGUCAGCCACAAUCGCGUCAGGCAGCCGAAGAGGCCCGCAAGGAUCGCACUCUAGCUGAAUUCCUUGUUAUGCUUGACGAUUAUGAACCCUUGAUUCCCAAUGAAGUAACAGACUACUAUCUCCAGAGAGUAGGGUUUGAAUGCGAAGACGUGCGGCUGAAACGCCUGCUUUCCCUCGCUGCACAGAAGUUCGUAUCAGAUAUUGCUGCCGAUGCCUACCAGCAUGCCCGUAUACGUACGAACGCCGUCGGUGGCCGUGCACGAGGCCCCCUCACUGGACCAGGGUCAAAGGAUAAGACGAGGACCGCGCUGACCAUGGAUGACUUGAGCGCCGCGUUGGCCGAGUACGGCAUUAAUGCUAAAAAACCAGAAUUUUAUCUGUGAGCACGCAGAGGAGUCGCUUAGAUUUAUCGUUUUCAUUAUCACUUGUUCCGAUGUAUUCUAGAUAGUAGCAAGCACAGUAAACCAAGAGCAAGCGAAAGGGGGAACACUAUGAACUCGCAUGGACUGUCUUCCCUUUGUAAUCCGCGGAUGUCAGGUUGAAAAUGAC
Suillus subalutaceus is the source of this 806-nucleotide messenger RNA. RefSeq names its product transcription initiation factor TFIID 23-30kDa subunit-domain-containing protein. The transcript is spliced from 4 exons. Gene Ontology annotation, molecular function: promoter-specific chromatin binding; RNA polymerase II general transcription initiation factor activity. Bases 95 to 640 code for a protein of 181 amino acids. The record is from RefSeq and is a predicted model, not a curated record. Gene Ontology annotation, biological process: transcription initiation at RNA polymerase II promoter. NCBI's taxonomy places the organism in Eukaryota, Fungi, Basidiomycota, Agaricomycetes, Boletales, Suillaceae. Gene Ontology annotation, cellular component: transcription factor TFIID complex; SAGA complex; nucleus.